CCCACAUUUUACAUCUCCCUAUAUUCCGCAUGUGUUGUUGGUGUGUGUAUAUAUAGAGUCAAGCUGCUGGCCGGCCGCUUUGCUCUUCAUCAUCAUAAUAAGAUCAGCAAUAUUCAGUUUGUUGUUCGCUUAUCUUUCUGGGGAAAAAAAACUAGAGCUCGACCGGUGGGGGAUGGAAGGAGUACUGGAAAGCGUGGGCGGCGGAGGAUUGAGGAAAGGCGCAUGGACUGAAGACGAGGAUAGGCUGCUGCGUCGAUGCAUUGAGGCUUACGGGGAAGGCCGAUGGCAUCAGGUUCCCAUUCGUGCCGGAUUAAACCGAUGCAGAAAAAGCUGCAGGCUGAGGUGGCUCAACUAUCUGAAGCCAAAUAUUAAGAGAGGAGAGUUCUCAGACGAUGAAGUUGACCUAAUCACCAGGUUGCACAACCUCUUGGGUAACAGAUGGUCGCUGAUCGCGGGGCGUUUGCCAGGAAGAACGGCAAACGACGUGAAGAACUACUGGAACACCCACCAGAAGAAAAAAACGACACCGUUUCCAUGCAAAACAGGUUGUAUUAGCAACGGCCGGCAACCAUCAGCCGUCGCCAAAAAGAAUAAUAAGAACAACAAUAUCCCACGGCUCCAGAUAACGAAGACCAACAUCAUCAAGCCCCGACCUCGGACCUUCUCCCCCAAAACCUUCUGCUGGCCCAAGAAGCCCACGGAGCCCAAGAAGCCCAAUAGUAACAAUUACGAGUUAUCGCCACCGAGUCGAGAUGAUGAUCAUAGUCGCUAUGAUGAUCAGGAGAACCAUGCCGGCGCCGGAAUCACGUGGGUGGACCAGCUAGAAAGCUUCCUCGACGACGGAAUCGGUAGUCGGCCGGUGACGGAAAGUGGUGUCCUGGAAACGGAUCAGAUUCCCCUUGCCCAACUAAUGUCGUCCAUUUUGCCAGAUCACAGUGAGAAGAGCGCCAUUGAUCUGACGGCGUUCCAGGAGGACAACUAUCAGAGUUUGUGGAGCGAUGUGGAUAUUUGGCAUCUCCUCGGUGACCAUCACGACAUUUAGUCUGGUACUCGUUGUUUUGGCAAUUUACCAUCACGGUACUAGUGUGUACUUAUAGUUAUAUGGUUGGUUCCCCCCUGAUUUUCUAUGUCUAAAGAUUAGGUUUGCCAAGUCAACUAUUUAGUUUGUUUUCCAUUUACUUUUUGCGUACGUACAAGAUAAGUUUAUGUUGGACAAGCAAUUAAACUAAUCUCAUUCUCC
This is a messenger RNA of Linum tenue, 1240 nucleotides long. NCBI's taxonomy places the organism in Eukaryota, Viridiplantae, Streptophyta, Magnoliopsida, Malpighiales, Linaceae. The record is from the annotation of a GenBank genome assembly.